UGGCGGUUUACUUGAACCGCACAUGAUGAAGCGGCCAAUCAGUGCACGAGUUGCCCUCUUACUACUAGCCAAUCAAAACGCGACUGUCGCUUCUUGAAAACAUGUCGCCCAUGAAGCUGUGUGUUCCAGGUGAAAGGCUCUGCAGCACAGAGGAUUGUAUCCCCGGUACCGGCACGUAUCUGCGGCACGGCUACAUCUUCGCUUCGCUCGCGGGAUACGUGCUGAGAAAGAACGAGGGAGAGGAGCUCCCGGUGAUUUCAGUCGUUAGGGAGACAGAAGCACAACUUUUGCCUGACGUCGGUGCCAUCGUCACCUGUAAGGUGACGAGUAUCAACCCACGAUUUGCUAAAGUCCACAUCUUAUAUGUGGGGUCAACGCCACUAAAAGACCGGUUCAGAGGCACUAUCAGAAAAGAAGACGUGAGAGCGACAGAGAAAGAUAAGGUGGAGACGUACAAAAGCUUCAGGCCAGGCGACAUUGUCCUUGCAAAAGUGAUCUCUUUGGGCGACGUGCAGUCCAACUACCUGCUGACCACGGCGGAGAACGAGCUGGGCGUGGUCGUGGCCCACAGCGAGGCGGGGGCUCAGAUGGUGCCCAUCAGUUGGUGUGAGAUGCAGUGUCCUCGGACGCACGCCAAAGAGUUUCGCAAGGUCGCGCGGGUACAGCCGGAGUACCUGCAGGCCUGAGCCACGCCCACCGCGUCCUUUGACCACACCCACUGGAACACACAGCUUCAAAGACACGCCCUCCUCAUGCAGAACUCUCAGUAUAUGUUUGGAAUUCUAGGUGUUUAAAUCUCCUGUCACAUUCCACACUGCCCGUGAAUGCGAAGUACCUGGUAAACCGUCGACAGCCGUGGCUCGUACAGUCAUGAAUAGCACAUAAUCUGAUUGUAGUCGCAUUACUAGGCAGUAUUCUUGCAUUCAUGAUGCUCUGGGUGCUCUGACACACCUAUGAUUGUAAUUUCACACAUUGAGAUGUCUUUUGGAAGCUCUGAGAGGGAAUGUCAUAUAUAGAUGAUCGUCCAUUUUAAAUGACUCUGAAUAAUGUUGAGAGCUUCUGAACACACUGAGUUGGAACAAAUUUUGCGGGCGAAUCUUAAUUAAAACAGAAUGUUACUGGGUCACAUUUCAUUGCAAAAUCAAAAGAAAAUAAGAAAUUAUAUUUUGUUUAAACCAACAGAGGCCUGUUUUUAGGGUAGUUGAUAUUUUUUGUUGUAUUUUCUUUACAAUAAAGCACGUUUAGCUUCAAUUUCUCAUUACUGUAAUGCAUCUGAAAUUUUUACUUUAUUUUUGAAAUUCUUUUUAUUCUCAAAAAUAAUUCUCAUUGCUGCAAUGAAAGUACUUUUUGCAUCAGCAUUGAUUAAAGAUGCAAAUAUUACAUGAUGUAAACAUACUUAUAUAUAUAUAUAUAUAUGUGUAUAUAUAUAUAUAUAUAUAUUAUAGUAAGAGAGAGGCAUGAGAAUGAAUUUUAUGGUAAUGAGAAUUGGGUUGCAAAAUGUGCAUCAAGAAAAUGUCAUAAUGCAAAUACUUUAAUGCAUAUAAAACAGGCAAAAUAUAUAUAUUUUCCUUUUUAAUUGUAGGUGAAAUAUGACUUUUAUGUUCCUGAGAAGUUUUUGUGAGAUUCACUCCUAUAGCUUCAUAUCUAUAUUAAAGGAUUAGUUGACUUUAAAAUGAAAAUUAGCCCAAGCUUUACUCACCCUCAAGCCAUCCUAGGUGUAUAUGACUUUCUUCUUUCUGAUGAACACAAUCUGAGAUAUAUUAAUAAAUAUCCUGACGCAUCCAAGCUUUAUAAUGGCAGUGAACUGCAAGAGUUUUGCAUUUUUUCCGUAAAAUGAAGGCGGUCUGGCGGAAGCUAGAUAUUUUACUUUGUAACUUGUUAAAUAUGUAUAUUUUCCUUACACAAACGCAUCGCUUCGCUUCAGAAGGCCUUUAUUAUCCCGCCGGAGCCAUGUGGAGUACGCUUAUGAUGGUUGGAGGCACUUUCUUCAGCUUCAUACUUGUUGAUCCCGUUCACUGCCAUUAUAAAGUAGGGGUUGAACGACUUCAGACUUUUUAAAGUUGACAUUUAUUCAAAUCGAGUCAACACCGACUAGUCGAUGAUGAUGUCAUUAAUGAACAAAUGGGCUGUUCACACAGAACGCGCUUUUCCAUUGUUUUUCUGUGUAAACAAGCACUAGACAGACGUAUGACCGUUGUGCUCCUGUCUUGCGUCUUUUGCAGCGUCUCGUGCAUGACACGGCAUUCUUAAAACGCGGCGCUCAAGUUCAAAUCAGUCUCGAGACCUUGCGUUUUUCUUUUCUUUUGAAAGCAAACAUGCGUUCUGUGUGAACGAGCCUUAAAGGCGGGCGCGCACUGUGCGAUUUUAGCCACGAUUUGGUCGUCUGAGACAAAUUUUGAGAAUCCUAAAAGAUUCCUGUAAUCCUAGGCAAAAAUCUGUAGUCUUUGAUCGCUAGUUUGACAUGUUCACCGACAGCUGAUUAAUGACAAAUUUUUACCUUUUAGAUUUGGUGCACAGUCCUGCAGUGUGACUUCUACGACAAACGUCAAAUUGUCUUUGUUUUUCAAGAUAAGCUGUGAUCAAAAUUAACACUAGAGAUUUCUAUGUUAGCUAACAUUUCAGUCCCGCGUGUAAUGCAGCUCACUGUCACCGAACGUGUGUGAGUUGAUGUUUUUAACGCGUCUUGACUGUCGUACAGUCUGACAUAUAGGACAGCUGAGAUCCCACAGUGUGACAUGAGGAUAAUGUUCAUACAGUCUGACAAGCAACAAUCGCAAAGGACUAUUAUAAAUCGCACAGUGUGCACCCAGCUUUAGUCUGAACCUCGAGCUGAGACUCAAACUCGGGUUGCCUUGUGCACAGCUAUGGCAUAUGAUAUGACGCUGCCCACAAAUAUUGCUCCUACAUAACAGCUUAUUUUUAUUCUUUUGUCUUUGGGUCGUUAUAUUUCUCACAGAUUUCUGCUCGUUCUAGAUCAGAUACAGAUAAAGUAGCACAGUAAAGAUUACAUUUAUAUGAAUGCAUUAGUGAAGUGGCUCCCAACCACAUUCCUGGAGGCCCGCCAACACUGCACUUUUUGCAUGUGUCCUUAAACACACCCGAUUCAGAUCAUCAGCUCAUUAGUAGCAAGUCAAAAAUCUAAAAUGGGUGUGUCAGACAAAGGAGACAUGCAAAAUAUGUAGUGUUGAUGGGCCUCCAGGAAUGUGGCUGGGAACCACUGCAUUAGUAAGAGAGCGAUUGUGUAUGAAUUAAUUCUACCUGGCAGCUUCUCUUUACUAAUAGUGAAGCAGUGGGUUUUAGUUACUAAGAAAUAUAUGCUAUUUUCAGUUUCUAAGCUAUUUUACUGAUAAAUCACCGAACAGCGCAGUUUAGAACGGCGAUUAACUUGCGUGUACAAUAGGCUGUUUAAAAUGUGCGUUCAUCCGAUCAAUAUUGAGCAUACAGAUGGUAUAAUCAAACAUAUCUUGUGGAGUGCUCUUGGAGUAAGCAUUUAUUUGUCAUUUACUGUUGGAUACGGAGCGUAAAUAUGGACUUCAAAGAUUUCUUAUCCUGCUGCGCCCUCUUUAAUGCUCCGAGUCGACGUCAUGCUUAAAGCGUCAUGGCAGAGCAUUAAAGUCAGUUAGUUGACUAGUCGAUUAGUCGGUGCAACCCCUAUUCUAAAGCUUGGAUGCGUCAGGAUAUUUAUUAAUAUAACUCAGAUUGUGUUCAUCAGAAAGAAGAAAAGUCAAAUAUACAUCUAGGAUGGCUUGAGGUUGAGUAAAGCUUGGGGUAAUUUUCAUUUUAAAAUGAACUAAUCGUUUAAACAAAAUUGCUUAGGAUUAAAGAUUAGUGUUGAGUUUGUCAUCGGCCAAAUCGGUCUCAUGCUGACAACACAAACUAUGAAAGUAUGUUCUGUUUGAUCCAGGCCAUUUGAUUAAAAGUUGGAUAAAUGACACUCCAAAACCAACAGCUCUUUUCCAAAGUAGAGAACUGGAACUACUGUUGUCACAAUCACAUUUUUACACUCUUUCACAACAGGAUUUGAAGUUUAUAGAGCAAUAACAUUCUGCGGCACUGUUUUUUAACUCUUAAAAGCACAUGAGCCACACAAAUAGUCACCCAGAGAUGAAUUUACUUUUACCUCUUGCUGCUUUUAUUCAGAAUAUCUGGAAAUGUCUUGUCUGAUACCUUUUCCUUAUUCUGUCCUUUUGUCUGUAACUGUUUUGAGAGGUCAUGUGUUUACAAGAGAAAAAAAAUAAAGUGUUUAACACAA
Molecule: messenger RNA, 4252 nt
Organism: Ctenopharyngodon idella (grass carp)
Lineage: Eukaryota; Metazoa; Chordata; Actinopteri; Cypriniformes; Xenocyprididae
Gene: exosc1
Product: exosome component 1
Exons: 8
Coding region: 102-686 (194 amino acids)
Biological process (GO): RNA processing
Cellular component (GO): cytoplasm; nuclear exosome (RNase complex)
Molecular function (GO): RNA binding
Source: RefSeq, a predicted model, not a curated record